Molecule: messenger RNA, 596 nt
Organism: Girardinichthys multiradiatus
Lineage: Eukaryota; Metazoa; Chordata; Actinopteri; Cyprinodontiformes; Goodeidae
Product: cytochrome c oxidase subunit 6A, mitochondrial
Exons: 3
Coding region: 47-391 (114 amino acids)
Biological process (GO): mitochondrial electron transport, cytochrome c to oxygen
Cellular component (GO): mitochondrial inner membrane
Molecular function (GO): enzyme regulator activity
Source: RefSeq, a predicted model, not a curated record
GCUCUACAAAUUACUGCUUCCGGUCUCCGGUCUUACUGUAGGGAAAAUGGCGGCUUUCGGACGUUUCUCUCAGAUGUUGUGGAGGUCUUCUUUGACCCAAACCCGGCGUCAGCUAUCUGCUGCCGCCGCUGCCGGUGGACAUGGCGAGCAGUCAGCUAAAACAUGGAAGAUCCUCUCCUUUGUGGUUGCCCUGCCUGCUGUCGCCGUGUGCAUGUUGAACACCUUCUUGAAAGAGAAGGAACACAGCCAUCAUGAGCAACUAGAGUUUGUCCCAUACACUCACCUUCGCAUUCGCACCAAGCGUUUCCCCUGGGGAGAUGGCAACAAAACCCUUUUCCACAACACACAUGUGAAUGCCCUUCCGGAUGGCUAUGAGGGGCAUGAUGAGUAAACCCAGACCUCAGCACUGUCCUUCUGCUAAUGUUACAGGACCACACUCCUGUUUACAGUUUAUUCUCUGGAGUUUAAAUCGUUUAUACCUCUGUGCUCUUGACAUGGGGCACCUAAACCAAUAAUUCCUUUGUUCUGGACCAUUAAACAAAAUGUCAGCUUGAACUUAAGAUUAAUAAAAUAAAUAUUACUUCUGCUGAUUUGUA